This is a messenger RNA of Suricata suricatta (meerkat), 2111 nucleotides long. RefSeq names its product DNA polymerase epsilon 3, accessory subunit (gene POLE3). Gene Ontology annotation, biological process: leading strand elongation; heterochromatin formation; DNA damage response. The transcript has 4 exons. Gene Ontology annotation, cellular component: epsilon DNA polymerase complex; CHRAC. Gene Ontology annotation, molecular function: protein heterodimerization activity; chromatin DNA binding. The record is from RefSeq and is a predicted model, not a curated record. Lineage: Eukaryota; Metazoa; Chordata; Mammalia; Carnivora; Herpestidae. Bases 381 to 824 code for a protein of 147 amino acids.
GCGCAGAGCACUGUGGGGAAGGGACGGAAGCUCCAGUGAGCCAUACUUGAUCUGAUGAAAAGUUUCCAGACGUGGUGGCGGCGUGAAGCAGAAAAACGAGCAUUGGAAGCGGCACUGAGUCCCGGUGGGGUCGGACGGAAGCCCGGGUGGGCCAAAACCGUAGAGGCGUGGAAAGUUCAGAUGCUUAGGCGACUCGAGGCGGAGGCGGGGCUGGGUGAGGAGGCAGGCAAUGGCGCGCGGGGCACUGUGGGACGCCGUGUGGGCUACGUGAGGCGGGACGGAAGCCUCUUUGGGUCAGACUGUGGCGACGCGGGAAGUCCGGACGCCGUAGCGGCCUGAAGAAGAGGCUUGAGACCGAGGUGCGGGCCCCGGUGGCGGCAAUGGCGGAGAGGCCCGAGGACCUAAACCUGCCCAAUGCCGUCAUCACCAGGAUCAUCAAGGAGGCGCUCCCGGACGGUGUCAACAUCUCCAAGGAGGCCCGCAGCGCCAUCUCCCGCGCCGCCAGCGUCUUCGUGCUGUACGCCACUUCCUGUGCCAACAACUUCGCGAUGAAAGGGAAACGCAAGACCCUGAAUGCCAGUGACGUGCUCUCAGCCAUGGAAGAGAUGGAGUUCCAGCGGUUCGUUACCCCGUUGAAAGAAGCUCUGGAAGCAUACAGGCGAGAGCAGAAGGGCAAGAAGGAAGCUUCAGAGCAAAAGAAGAAGGACAAAGACAAAAAAACCGAUUCGGAAGAGCAAGACAAGAGCAGGGAGGAGGACAAUGAUGAAGACGAGGAAAGGCUGGACGAAGAAGAACAGAAUGAGGAGGAGGAAUUGGACAACUGAUGGGAUGGGAAGACUGGCACGCCGCAAGGGACCAUCCUGCACUGUGGUACGUUUGUGGGAAGCUUGUCCCUGCUGGGCAGAGCAGCCUUAGCCCGAAGAGCCGGAGAAGACCAAAAUCAAAACUGGCAAUUGGAUCAUCAUCCAAACCAGCGCUUCCAUCAGGGAAUCUGAGUACCAGAAUCCUGUUUUGCUAAAUCAGCCUUUGAGGCAGAGAGGGAUUCUGAGCGGCUAAUGUAAUUAGUCGAUCUCAUCUCUCUUGUUUCCUUACAUAUGUGGUUAGGUAGGUUUUGAUCCCCAGUUCCCAUCCGACCCCCACUGGCCAAUAAGUAAUAAGAACUUCCGUGCUGCCUUCUGUGUUCCAGAUCACAAAGGCAGUCAAAGCUCAGGAAAAAUUGGGGCUUUGAGCAUAGUCAGCCUGUUGUGAUUGUACAGGGUUUGGCAGUACUGGCCUAUUAAACAUGGCCAGAAUGGUUUGGCUUUAGGAAAGUAGCAAAAGACUACGAGAGAAUGAAAUCUGUUGUCUUUUCACCGUACAGUAACAUUGAUUGAAUUUUGAUUUCUACAUUGCUUGGAGCCGCUCUGUAUUGCCUGGUAGGCAUCUGACCUGCUGGGGUGACUGCACUCUGGCCUCAUAGGCUUUAAAAGCAGCAGUGUAGAGUGGAAUUAGUCAGCAAGUGUGCCAACAUCUUACUCUUACCAAACAAAAUCACAGAUGGUUUAGUCUUCGACGCACCUCACGCCACUGUGUCGUCACCUCCUGGAAGGUAUAAAAUUCCAGGCUUUCUCUUCUUGUAGUCCACUUCCCAAGUUUUUUCAUUCUUCCAAUUCCUGAAAAGGUCCAACCUUUCUUGUAUGCGCAACUGUGUCCCUCUGUCCUGCUGGUCUUCUGCCUCUCUUCUGUACCCCAUUCCACUUUCUCUUUCCCUCCUUUUCUCACAUCUGCCAACCCAGAAACCUUGAUAAACUGUUUAAUAUCCCAAAGGGCAGAAAUUUGAUGGUGCUCGGGAAUCUAAUAUCCACCCCUAAGGUCAACCCCUUCAACUGCUUCUAGAGUAAGUCUUGAUCUUUCUUAUUUUUUUUUCUCUCAACAUGUGGUGCUCCAAGCACUUUUUUGUUUUUCUCUAAGUUGAGCGCUUGGAGGUUGCCAGGUGGUGAUGUGUAUGUAGUUUGACACUGUUAAUUUGUUAAGUGAAUACAGUCAAAAGUUUGUUGACAACUGAGUGAAGAAUGUUGAGGAAAAUUAUAAUGCUUUGUAUAAAUAAAGAACAUUCUUGUUAAAAAUGGUGA